Pogonomyrmex barbatus (red harvester ant) is the source of this 2099-nucleotide messenger RNA. RefSeq names its product nop5 ribonucleoprotein (gene nop5). Gene Ontology annotation, molecular function: snoRNA binding. The record is from RefSeq and is a predicted model, not a curated record. NCBI's taxonomy places the organism in Eukaryota, Metazoa, Arthropoda, Insecta, Hymenoptera, Formicidae. Gene Ontology annotation, cellular component: box C/D methylation guide snoRNP complex; small-subunit processome.
CAGUGGAAUGUAAAUUGUUCAUAACGCACUGGACGCGCACGGGGAUUUCAUUCCAAAAAGAAUUUUGGGUUUAACUGUUCCGGCGUGGGCGUCUGGGGUUGGAGACUAUAUUCGUUUAUUGCAUGAAAGCUGUAUGAAAUCGAUUAUUAUAAGCAUCAAGUCGCAAAGAUAAAGCAACGAUCAUGUUGGUGCUGUUUGAAACGCCGGCGGGCUACGCGAUAUUCAAGCUGUUGGACGAGAGCAAACUUUCGCGGUCGGAGAAUCUUUAUUUGGACUUUGAAAGUCCUGAAAACGCCAGUAAAUUAAUUCAGCUGAAGCACUUUCAUAAGUUUGAGGAUACUACCGAAGCUCUAGCUGCCACUACAGCGAUUGUGGAAGGAAAACUGUCCAAGUCCCUGAAGAAAACGCUUAGGAAUAGCUGUACUGAAGCACAUGAACAACUAGCAGUCUCUGAUGCAAAACUGGGCAAUGUCAUCAAAGAUAAGCUGCAGUUAUCCUGUGUGAGUAAUACAGCGAUACAGGAAUUGAUGAGAUGUAUCAGGAGUCAGAUGGAUAGUCUGAUCACUGGAGUGACCAAGAAGGAAAUGACGGCCAUGGCAUUAGGCUUGGCACAUAGUCUUUCUCGAUACAAGCUGAAAUUCUCACCAGAUAAAGUAGAUACUAUGGUGAUACAGGCGGUGUGUCUGCUGGAUGAUCUAGAUAAAGAACUUAACAACUACAUAAUGCGAGCGCGCGAAUGGUAUGGCUGGCACUUUCCCGAGUUGGGCAAGAUUGUAACUGACAAUCUUCAGUACAUAAAGACAAUGCAACUAAUUGGUCAGCGAGAAAAUGCUGUCAAUUGUGAUCUAUCGGAUAUUCUGCCGGAGGAACUCGAGGAGAAAGUAAAGGAAGCUGCGGAAACUUCGAUGGGUUCGGAGAUAUCAGAAUACGACGCCGAGCACAUGCAAUGCUUGUGUGUUGAGAUAAUCGAGCUUCAUCAGUAUCGAUCUCAGCUAUGCGAUUAUCUAAAGACCAGGAUGAUGGCGCUGGCACCAAAUUUGACAGUCCUUGUUGGCGACUUAAUCGGUGCACGACUGAUAUCCAAGGCGGGUUCUUUAACCAAUCUUGCCAAACAUCCAGCGUCUACAUUGCAGAUUCUUGGCGCGGAGAAGGCGCUAUUUCGCGCUCUCAAGUCGAAAAAAAAUACGCCCAAGUAUGGUUUGAUUUAUCAUUCACAACUUGUUGGACAGUCCUCUAACAAGAACAAAGGCAAAAUAUCCAGGAUGCUGGCAGCGAAAGCUUCCCUGGCGACGAGAGUCGACGCGUUGGGAGAUACCACAAGUUUCGAGCUUGGUGCGGAACACAAAGCGAGACUGGAGGCGCGACUGAGGUUACUAGAAACAGGAAAUAUGCGUCGAAUAAGUGGCACUGCCAAAGCGAAAGCCAAGUUUGAGAAAUAUCAUAGUAAAAAUGAAUACAUGCAGUACUCCACAUCCGUAGACUCGACUUUGCCGACUGAGAAGAAGCCAUUGAUCGAGGAGAUUGAUAUAAAGGAGAACGAGGAACUCAUUAAGGCGAAGGAGAAUGAAGAAGCCCCUAAGAAAAAGAAAAAGAAACACAAAAAAAAACACAGCAUGGAACCUAAAACAGAAGAAGUAACAGAAGCUUCUGGUUCUCAAGAAGAGAUUCAAGUAAAAACAGAGUUGGAUGUAUCGAAGAAGAAAAAGAAACGUAGUAUAGAACCAGAAAAUGAGGAAGCACUAAAUAGCUCAUCGAAAAAGAAGAAAAAAUACAAUAUAGAAUCUAAAACAGAAGACAUAGAAGAAGCAUGUAGUGUGCAAGAAGUUGAAGCCGAUUCAGAACUCAUAUCAAAGAAAAAGAAAAAGAGAAAGAAGGAAUCCAUCAAAAUUGAAGAGGCUUCAGAGAAAGCAGAGGAGACAUUCGAAGCAGAUAUUUCGAUUGAAGCUGGAACAAGUGAAGGACAAAAGAAAAAAAAGAAGAAGAAGAAGGAAAAGGAAAAUGAGGGGAUUUUAGAAACGACAGUAUCAGAAGAAAUGGAUGAAUCAAUGUCGAAUGAGAAGAAAAAGAAAAAAAAGAAAGAGAAGCAAAAUUAAACUUAU